Daphnia pulicaria is the source of this 2089-nucleotide messenger RNA. RefSeq names its product homeobox protein DBX1-B-like (gene Dbx). Gene Ontology annotation, biological process: regulation of transcription by RNA polymerase II. The coding region runs from base 590 to 1819 and encodes 409 amino acids. The record is from RefSeq and is a predicted model, not a curated record. NCBI's taxonomy places the organism in Eukaryota, Metazoa, Arthropoda, Branchiopoda, Diplostraca, Daphniidae. Gene Ontology annotation, molecular function: DNA-binding transcription factor activity, RNA polymerase II-specific; DNA binding. The transcript is spliced from 5 exons.
ACAUUUUUAAAUUUUAACCGCCAUUUUUACCACUGUACAGGGAUUGGCGGAUGCUUUCAAGGAUUAUGAACUUUGAAGUUGCUCUCGAAACGACGACGAUAUUUACGGCUGCCGGCUGCUGCUGCUCACUUGGACCGUGUUUUAUUCCGCACACACUCACAUAUGGAUCGGGGGUAACUUUGGCCCCGCCCUCGCAGUCUCUGCUCUUGUGAUGCUGUGUGUGUGCACACUCAGGAGAGCUCCUCCUUUUUCUCUCUUGAAUAACAAAUCACUCCCCUCAACCACCCACCUUUCUUUCUCUCUCCCCACCCGAAACUUUUAUGAUAGAUAUAUAGUUGAUAGAUAUGGACUCGACUGGGCCUAGAUCUUAUCCGGCAAGGUUAGAGUGUACACAUGUAUAUCCGCCAGCGUGUGUGCUCUGCGUGUCAAUUUUGCGAUCUGUGAUCGAGUGAAAUUUGUCAUUUUCUAUUCAUUUUUCCAAAGCGCUAAAUUUAAAAAUUCAAAUUUCCCGCCGUUGAAUUAAGAAGUUAAAAAAGUAGCGGUUUUUGUAUUUUUAAAUUGAAAGUGAUAUAACAGGCCUGUCCUAGUCAUGUUGGAUGUGACGAAAGAAGAGCCGGAGCAAGUGGCGGAAGAUUCCGUCAGUUGCGAUCCCAUUAGCGGAUCAUCGGAUCGUCACCAACACCACCGUCACGAGCCGACUAUAAUGAAACCUUAUUUGAAAUUUGGUGUGAGCGCUAUCUUGGGACUGGACAUUCAGCCGCGGACUCCGUCACCAAUAGACAAUGGAUCGUCUCCUCUGCUCCGGCCGGAAGAGUCGCCGCAGCCGUUGGACAUGAAAACGGAACUGUUUCAUCACCACCACAUCCCCCACCUUCACCACCACCAUUCGUCGUCGUUGGUUGGCGACCCAAAGGCCCCAAAUGUCACGACAUUUCAUCCCGUUUAUCAUCUGCAUUCCUAUUUCCAUCCGCUCAUCCAGCAGCAGCAGCAGCCAGCUCAUUCGGCCAACAAGCCCAACUACUCAGAUCGGCUAGAAAUCCGUGCUGGAUUGAGUGGUGAUCCAGUGGUGACAUCAGCCCGUCACCACCACGCGUCCAAUUUGGUGGCAUCCACUUCUUCAUCGACUUAUCCGUGGCUGCAAGCGGCGGCCGCCGCUGCAGCCGCUGCUUGUGUCACUAGUCAUAUGGCUAAUUCCCUUCCGGUUUACAAUCCAUCGAUGGUUCAGCAACAAUCACAACAGCAGCAGCAACAACCUCAACCGCCACCACCUCCUCCGCCGCCCCCUCAAUCUUCUUCGGGAUUGAAUCAUUCGUCACCUUAUUACAAUUUCAAUGUCAUCAACCUGGCGGCCGCCGUGUCUGGAGUGUCCGGCAACGGUGGAGGAGGUCCAGGCCCUGGAAACAUGAACUCCACCAAUCGUCCAAGAGCCCGUCGAGGAAUGAUGAGACGGGCAGUGUUUUCCGAACUGCAGCGCCGCGGACUGGAACGCCGUUUUCAAAUUCAAAAGUACAUUUCCAAACCGGAACGCAAGAAAUUAGCCGAGAAAUUAGGACUCAAAGAUUCUCAGGUGAAAAUCUGGUUCCAGAAUCGUCGGAUGAAGUGGCGUAAUUCCAAGGAGCGCGAAUUGCUUGCCAACGGCGGAUCGAGAUCGCAGACGCUUCCGACCAAAAACAAUCCUCAUCCGGAUUUGAGCGACUCGGAGAUUGAAAGAGCCGCUCGCCAUACGUCGUCGUUCCAUCACUUGAAGUUGACACAACAACAACCGACGCCAGCGAACGAAUCGAUUAGCGCCACCUGUUGCGCCGAUGAAAUCCGUUAAAGUAUUUUUCAUUUUUCCACUUUUACUAAAAAGGGAAAAACAAGAAAAAUUGACGACAAACAACAUCAUCAUUUCUCUAUUCCCCCCUCCUAUUGUUGUCCCGAGGCUAUUAUUUAUUAUUAUUAUAAAUAAAAUUUAAACCCAAGUGUCAUUUGCGUUUCUCUCAAUGUUUUCCCCCCCAUAUUUUGUUCAUCAUUUCAAUGUGCCAAUAAUUUCCCUAUUCAAAUCUAGUAAAAAAAAAGUCAACGUCAAAUAAAAGAAUAAACAGUA